AGAAGGCGGUCGCAAGCGUGGUAUCAACCAUGUACAAGGCGAGUCUGGCCGCAGCGCAUAGACGAAGGCUUCGAGCGUGCGAUAUAACAGGUGCGGAACAGAGGCACCAGAUGCGCCGAUGCACAAGAGACGGGUCGGAAUGCUUCCCCGGCUGCGAUUUAUAUGCAGUCAACCAGGCGAAGCUGCGCGAAGACGCAAUGCGAGUCACAAUGCGGGAUAUGCGCACUAAUCACUAUCUUAGCAGCACGACCUCGCUGCUCGGGCUGACGCCGGGGCCCGGGAUCGGGCGGUACCUGCAAAUGGCGGCGCCCGGCGCCUGGAAGUUGAUAAGAGGCGCAAGGCGCAGGAGCGACGAGAGGAAAUACUAUGGGAAAGUCCACGGAUACUCCAGCUAA
Molecule: messenger RNA, 395 nt
Organism: Trichoderma citrinoviride
Lineage: Eukaryota; Fungi; Ascomycota; Sordariomycetes; Hypocreales; Hypocreaceae
Exons: 4
Coding region: 30-395 (121 amino acids)
Source: RefSeq, a predicted model, not a curated record